AUGGACCAACUGUCCCAGAGGGACCAGAUGCAGGUCAUGGCUGCGCUCAACGAAAUGCAGAUGCAGGAGAUGAUGAACACCUACAACAACUUGGUGGAAAGAUGUUUCAACGAGUGCAUCACGAGCUUCCGAACGAAGGGCCUGGAAGGCUCUGAGGAGCAGUGUGUUACUCGUUGCGUGCAGAAGUACAUGUCCUUUACCCAGCGGGUGGGCUUGCGAUUCCAGGAGAAGCAGCAGCAGAUGCAGCUGCAGAAGCCAUCAUGA
Symbiodinium necroappetens is the source of this 264-nucleotide messenger RNA. Lineage: Eukaryota; Dinophyceae; Suessiales; Symbiodiniaceae. The record is from the annotation of a GenBank genome assembly.